Molecule: messenger RNA, 1694 nt
Organism: Hypanus sabinus (Atlantic stingray)
Lineage: Eukaryota; Metazoa; Chordata; Chondrichthyes; Myliobatiformes; Dasyatidae
Product: tubulin alpha chain-like
Exons: 4
Coding region: 205-1557 (450 amino acids)
Biological process (GO): microtubule cytoskeleton organization; mitotic cell cycle
Cellular component (GO): cytoplasm; microtubule
Molecular function (GO): structural constituent of cytoskeleton; GTP binding
Source: RefSeq, a predicted model, not a curated record
GGAGCUCGCUUACCGGUACAUCUGAGUGAAGGGGGAGCCAGUGAUGGGCGGCGUGGAGCAGGGGACUCCGCCCUCUCUUUAAAAGAGACGGGCGGGGGUGCAGACGCGGCGAAGUCAGCUCUCACCCGGGCGCGUCACUGGUUCCGAGUGUGAGACCAAAAGCGAGCGAAGGAGCCGAGCCGAGACGACACAUCAAUCUCAAGCAUGCGUGAAUGUAUCUCCAUCCAUGUUGGCCAGGCUGGUGUCCAGAUGGGCAAUGCCUGCUGGGAGCUGUACUGCUUGGAGCAUGGCAUCCAGCCAGACGGACAGAUAGUAAGUGACAAGGGCGUCGGAGGAGGAGACGACUCCUACACUACGUUCUUCAGCCAGACUGGAGCUGGUAAACACGUUCCCAGGGCAGUGAUGGUGGAUCUAGAACCUACUGUGAUAGAUGAGGUCCGUACCGGUAUCUAUCGGCAACUCUUCCACCCUGAGCAACUCAUCUCUGGCAAGGAAGAUGCUGCCAACAAUUACGCUCGUGGGCACUACACCAUUGGCAAGGAGUUGAUUGACUCCGUCUUGGACAGAAUCCGUAAACUGGCUGAUCAGUGCACAGGACUCCAGGGAUUCCUCGUCUUCCACAGCUUUGGCGGAGGCACUGGCUCUGGUUUCACCUCUCUGCUGAUGGAACGUCUCUCUGUUGAUUUUGGUAAGAAGUCCAAGCUGGAGUUCUCCAUCUACCCAGCUCCGCAAGUCUCCACCGCAGUGGUUGAACCCUACAACUCUAUCCUGACCACCCACACCACCCUAGAGCAUUCAGACUGCGCCUUCAUGGUGGACAAUGAGGCCAUCUAUGACAUCUGCCGGAGAAACCUGGACAUAGAGCGCCCAAGUUACACCAAUCUUAAUCGCCUCAUUAGUCAGAUUGUGUCGUCUAUCACAGCCUCUCUUCGCUUUGACGGUGCCCUGAAUGUUGAUCUGACAGAGUUCCAGACCAAUUUAGUCCCGUACCCACGUAUCCACUUCCCUUUGGCUACCUAUGCCCCUGUGAUCUCAGCUGAGAAGGCUUACCAUGAACAACUGUCUGUGGCUGAGAUCACCAAUUCCUGCUUUGAGCCAGCAAACCAGAUGGUGAAGUGUGAUCCUCGCCAUGGCAAGUACAUGGCUUGUUGUCUGCUUUACCGGGGUGACGUGGUGCCAAAAGAUGUCAAUGUUGCCAUUGGUGCCAUCAAAACCAAACGUAGCAUCCAGUUUGUUGACUGGUGCCCCACUGGUUUCAAGGUUGGCAUCAACUACCAGCCUCCCACUGUGGUGCCCGGUGGUGACCUGGCCAAGGUGCAGCGUGCAGUCUGUAUGCUGAGCAACACCACUGCCAUUGCUGAAGCCUGGGCUCGCCUUGACCACAAGUUUGACCUGAUGUAUGCCAAGCGCGCAUUUGUGCAUUGGUAUGUGGGGGAAGGGAUGGAGGAGGGGGAGUUCUCCGAGGCCCGGGAAGACAUGGCAGCCUUGGAGAAGGAUUAUGAAGAGGUUGGCAUUGACUCAUUUGAGGGUGAUGAAGAGGGGGAGGAAGAGUAUUAAUUAACACUUCAUAAUCAACACACAAUCUGAAAAAUGAGGCUCAAUUUUAUUUCUUAACAUUCUGAAAGUUCACAAGAUGGUAUGUCUGUACUGGACUUUUAUUUUCUGAUAUUUAAUAAAAGAAUAUUUGGAGCCAA